Molecule: messenger RNA, 497 nt
Organism: Rotaria sp. Silwood2
Lineage: Eukaryota; Metazoa; Rotifera; Eurotatoria; Philodinida; Philodinidae
Source: the annotation of a GenBank genome assembly
AUGAAUACUGUUCGUAGUCAAAGUUUACCACCAUCAGAAUCUAGUUCUCUUCCUUCAGCAAAUCAACAAAAAUCGAUUCCAAAUCAAGCUCCACCUGUUGCUAUUGUACCUCCAACUCCGCAACGAACUCUUCCGUCAUUACAAAUUACUUUGAGAAACGAUGAGAAUGAACGAAAUGUAUCAUCGACAAUUAAUAUUCCAAAAACGAUGACUGCAUCAGCAAAGCCUACGAAUGAAAGAGCUAGUAGGGAACAGAAACAUUCUUUUCAAUCAUCAACUACGAUUUUAGUCGGUGGUGGAUCUCGUAGUGCUUUUCGUCCAUUUCAUAAGCCAACAGCAUUUAAUCCGCAACAACGAGUACCAUCGAACACGAGUUCAAGAGUACAAAUAUCAACAGAUCAAAUUCAACAAAAGUAAGUUUUUAUUUUGGCAGAACAAACAAACUGCUGAAACCUUUGCUCUUAAUCAAAGUUCCUUAAAACACCAACUCCACCAAC